AUGGGAAAUAAUUGUUGUAUAAAGAAAAAUUAAAAAGAAAACAAUAAUAAUGAUACAGGUGAAAAAGAAAUAGAAUAAACAGUGGAUUAUAAAAUAUAAAAAGGUCCAACUCAUAUCAAUGUUUAAUAUAAAAAUUUAUAGUCAAUAAAUAGCAUUGCAUAUGUAUCCUGUUGUGAUGAUAGAGGGAGAAAUGCAUAAAAUUUAUUAUUAUCUAAAGUAUAAAAAUGAAUAUAGGAUAGAAUGAAUAAGUUUCUGAAUAAUUAAUAAGAAGAACAAAUUAGAUUGGGCAAAUUAGUGAAGUGAAUGUUGGAAAAGUGUUUUUUUAUUUUUUAGUACUACCAUUAUAUUUGGGAGAAGAAUAGUAAGUUUAAGUUCUAAGAUAAUAAUUGAAAUAGUUGGCAUAAAUAAUAAUUGAAAAGAAUUUAAUUGAGAUUGCAAUAGAAGAUGUAGGAGUUUAAAGAUUUGGAUAUCCAAGAUAAGUAAAUAGAGUUUGUUUAUUUAAAGAUUGUAGCUAAAUUAAUUAUAGAAACAUUUGCCAAUCAAUUACAUAAGAUGGUAAGCUUAACUAAGAUUGAUUUUAUGAUAAAUGAUAUAAAAUCAAAAGUAAUGUUUGAGGAAGAAAUUUAAGCAAGAAAGGAAUUAUUAAUUAAGGGAGAUUCAUUAUUAAAGAUAGAUUAAUCAGAUGAGAAAUCUCUUAAAUAACCUUUGAUGGUUUGAAACAUAUUAUAAAUAC
This is a messenger RNA of Paramecium sonneborni, 733 nucleotides long. The record is from the annotation of a GenBank genome assembly. Lineage: Eukaryota; Ciliophora; Oligohymenophorea; Peniculida; Parameciidae.